AUGUUCAUCAAACUAUCAAACCACAGCCUGAUAAGGCAGAAAAACUGGCUGUCAAAAAACAGUCAGAUCAACAGCUUAAAAUGUCUCUUUGAUCAUGCAAAAUGCUCUCGCGCAGCACUUUAUUAUUUGCUUGUGUUACAGAAAGCAAUAGACCUUGCUAGCAAGGCGGCACAAGAAGAUAAAGCAGGAAACUAUGAGGAAGCCUUCCACUUGUACCAACACGCUGUGCAGUAUUUUCUCCAUGUUGUUAAAUACGAAGCACAGGGUGAUAAAGCAAAACAGAGCAUUAGAACGAAAUGUACAGAAUACUUGGACAGAGCAGAAAAGCUGAAAGAAUAUCUGAAAAAGAGAGAAAAAACUGCACCAAAACCAGUUAAAGAGUCUGGUCCUACUGAUGGAAAAGGGAAUGACAGUGAUGGGGAAGGGGAGUCAGAGGAUCCUGAAAAAAAGAAGCUACAGAAUCAACUUCAGGGAGCAAUUGUUAUGGAGCGACCAAACGUCAAAUGGAGUGAUGUUGCUGGCCUCGAAGGUGCUAAAGAAGCACUUAAAGAAGCAGUGAUCUUGCCCAUUAAAUUUCCGCACCUGUUUACAGGAAAGAGAACACCCUGGAGAGGGAUUCUCCUCUUUGGACCACCAGGAACAGGAAAGUCUUAUUUAGCAAAAGCUGUGGCAACAGAAGCAAACAACUCUACCUUCUUCUCAGUAUCUUCCUCUGACCUUGUCUCAAAGUGGUUAGGUGAAAGUGAAAAAUUAGUGAAAAACUUGUUCCAGCUUGCCAGAGAAAACAAACCUUCUAUUAUCUUCAUUGAUGAGAUAGAUUCUCUCUGUGGGUCAAGAAGUGAAAAUGAAAGUGAGGCUGCUAGACGAAUAAAAACAGAAUUUCUAGUCCAGAUGCAAGGGGUUGGUGUUGACAACGAAGGAAUCUUGGUCUUAGGAGCGACAAACAUACCCUGGGUUUUGGAUUCUGCUAUCAGGAGACGGUUUGAGAAGCGUAUUUAUAUUCCUUUACCUGAAGACCAUGCCAGGGCUGCAAUGUUCAAACUUCACCUUGGGUCAACUCCAAAUCUCCUAACGGAAUCAGAUUAUCGAGAGCUUGGAAAGAGAACUGAUGGCUAUUCUGGUGCAGAUAUAAGCAUCAUUGUACGUGAUGCACUGAUGCAGCCUGUUAGAAAAGUGCAAUCAGCUACUCACUUUAAAAAAGUAAAAGGACCAUCAGUGACUAAUCCAAAUACAAUGGUAGAUUUGUUCACCCCUUGCUCUCCAGGUGAUCCUGAAGCCAUAGAAAUGACAUGGAUGGAGGUUCCAGGCGAUAAAUUACUGGAGCCUCAAGUUUCCAUGGUCGAUAUGCUCAGGUCACUAGCUAGCACAAAACCAACAGUUAAUGAACAGGACCUGGAGAAGUUGAAGAAGUUUACAGAAGACUUUGGUCAGGAAGGCUAAACCAAAGAUACACGUGGAGCAUUAGAACUUUUUUUGCUUAAGUAUUCUUGUGUCUUUAUGGAUGGCACUUCAAAUAAAUGCCAAUAAAAUCACUCCUUUCUUACUUUGCAGAAGGAAUAGAAGAUACCUUUGCAAAGACCCUUAAGCUUUUGUAUUGUAUUGUUUUCCUCAGAUGUCUAUUAAAUGUCUUCUAUUGAAAAAUAAUAUGAAAAUACAAUUUUAGGGUGAGACAGCAAAGUGAUGUGGUAAAGUCUAUUAAAUACUAGAAUACUUUAAAUGAUUAGUUCAAUUUUAGGUUUUAUAUUAGACCUGGGUACAAGUGAGUUUUAAACUCCCAGUAGGCUCAAAAAAACCCUUUUUUGAGGGGUGGAAGAAAAC
This is a messenger RNA of Nipponia nippon (crested ibis), 1818 nucleotides long. The record is from RefSeq and is a predicted model, not a curated record. NCBI's taxonomy places the organism in Eukaryota, Metazoa, Chordata, Aves, Pelecaniformes, Threskiornithidae.